UCGUCCAAACCUUGUCGCCGAGAGCACGAAAUUCACCACGUCAGCUGCCUACGAAUGUCACGGACUGUUGACUGUUUGCCCACGGCGCCCACGAUCUACGGCGGUAUCUCGGUGCUUCUCGGUGAGUGCAACGUGCGGCAUCCUCGUUUCCAGCACACCCGGGCCGCAGCUGCCACUCGCCGCCCCUAGUAACUGCCAAGCAGUGCUGAGCGCCCUGAAAAUGGCUAAUCGCAAAUGAGGCCGAAUUAAUUGCCUAUCUACAUACAUACAUGGGUUCCUGAUAAAUACUCGUAAUUAGUGCGAGUGCGUUCCUUUUUAUUUAAUUGCCAAGAGCGGCGUAUAAAAAAUCCGGAGUGAAAAUGAGUGCGCCAGACGCCGACGCCGCCGUCCAGGUGCUAAAGGCUGAGAACGAGCGGCUCACGCGUGAGCUCGAUCAGGCCUGCAGCGAGAAGAUUCAAUCGGCGCAAUAUGGGCUCGUGUUGCUGGAGGAAAAGGAUUCCCUGCAGCAGAGAUGUGAAGAACUGGAGGGUAUGUUUGAAAAGACCCAACAUGAGUUGAACAUCACUCAGGAAGCCCUAGCGAAAUUCCAAUCUAGUCAUAGAGUAACAACAAAAACCGGAAUCGAAUCUGAAGAAUCACUCCUCAAUGAAUCGGCGGCCAUGGAAACAUCACUCAAUGAACAAAUUAUCGAAUUAGAAAAUGAGCUCAAGCAAACCAAGCAUGAGUUGGACCGCGUUACUGGUGAGCGCGACCGAAUGCUUCAGGAAAACAAUGACAUGGGAAAAGACAAAGAAGAUCGGAACAUGGAAUGCAAAAAAUUGCGCACCGAGUUGAGAGAGAUUAAAUUUCGCGAAACCAGAUUAAUCACUGAUUAUUCGGAGUUGGAAGAGGAGAAUAUAGCUUUGCAAAAACAGGUUUCGGCUUUGCGCUCUGGGCAAGUGGAGUUCGAAGGGUUGAAGCAUGAAAAUCGUCGAUUAAUGGAAGAUAUGGACAUUUUGAAAUCCGAGGUGGUCGAGAUGAUGAACUUGAAACAGAUAACUGAGAAACAUAUGGAGGAAGCGCUUGAGAGUUUACAGUCAGAGCGCGAAGCAAAGAAAGCGUUGAAAAAGGAAUUGGAUCAGUAUAUGAAAAGGCAGUCAUUCUAUAAGAUUAGUAAUCUUGCGUAUAGUAUUCGCGGAAUGGCGGAUGAACAAGGGCUUGGAUCAGAGGAUGAUGAUCUUCCUGGAUUGAAGAUGUACGAGGCGAAUAUUAAUGCUGAUGACUCCGGACAUGAUUUAUCUUCACCCGAUGGUAAUCAAGUAGACUUGUUCUCUGAAGUUCAUCUCAAUGAACUGAAAAAGCUUGAGAUGCAGUUAGAUCAAGUUGAAAAAGAAAAAGCAGCGCUCACACAGAACUUGCGUGAUAAUCAGGCGAUUGUCGAAAAGUCUCACGGAGAACUCCAGACCUUCCUAUCUCGUCUGUCACUUCUCAGCGCGCACGUCGAUUCCUUGCAACAUUUGACCCAAAAGGUGGAUAAGAAUGUCGCGCCUGUCGAUAACAAUCUCAGCGCUGUGAUUAAUCAAUAUCAUCAGUGGUUCAAACUGUCCGUGAAGGAAGUAGAGCAGCUCAGGCAUGACCUAAAGGAGUUCGAGAAACUCUCCACCAUCUCUGAUUCAACGAUUCAACUCCGCAAUGAAGUGACGAAUCUGAAAAACAAACUACUUGAUAACGAACAGCGUGGUAUGGAUUUGGAAAAUGAUUUGAAACUGCUUAAGCAGUUUGCCAGUGAAGCGGGAUCGUCAAUUGACGGCACCCAGAAUCAUUUACAGACUGUUACUGAAGAAUUGGCACAGUUAUAUCAUCAUGUUUGCACGGUUAAUGGCGAGACACCGAAUAGGGUUGUGUUGGAUCAUGAAAAGCUUUUAACUCCAAUGACUGAAACUGCUCCACCAAUCGGUGAAAUCUCCAAAUUGGAAGCUCUACGUCAACAGUUGAAAUCAGACAUCCCGUUGAACGACUUGGAGAGCUUGAAUGAUAGCAUCGUGAUAGCGAAGAAUGUUGUCACGAUUGUCGAUCAGAUCAAACAUUUGCGCACUGCGAUUGAGACUACUAUUGAUUCGACUAAAGGGAAGAGUCUUAUUAAGAAUACAGAUGACAGUUAUGAAGGUAACACCAAAGAUCGUGAGGAUGAGAUCAGCGAACUGCAGGAACAGAUAAUCAGACACAAGAGUCUGCUUUCAACAAAACGCGAACAAAUCGCAACUCUGCGCACAGUUCUCAAGAGUAAUAAGAAUACCGCCGAGGUGGCAUUGAAUAACCUCAAAGCCAAGUAUGAAAAUGAAAAGACAAUCGUUUCUGAAACGAUGAUGAAACUGCGUAAUGAACUGCGACUUCUCAAAGAAGACGCAGCCACAUUCUCAAGUUUACGUGCCAUGUUUGGUGCACGCUGCGAGGAGUACGUAACGCAGGUGGAUGAACUGCAGCGACUGCUGGGCGCCGCCGAAGACGAAAAGAAAACGCUCAAUCAAUUGCUGCGAUUGGCCGUGCAGCAGAAACUCAGUCUAACUCAAAAGCUCGAGGAUCUAGAGGUGGACCGCGAAAUACGAAACGCGCGCCGGCCGAACGUACGCGGUUUCCAGCGGGCUGGCAGGUCGAAUCGUGACAUGUUCUAGCCCAGGCGCAGGCCGGCAAUCGUGGCCAUGGCUCUGAUCACCGCGCUAUUUAGGCUCUAAGUACUUACCAGCUACUUAUACAUCAUUUCAACCUGAACUCAUUGGCAGGUUCAAAGAUAUUGAAAAUAUUUUUACAUACGCAGCUAGAAGGCGAAUGAGUGCUAAGUGAUUAUUUAUUGAAUGAGCACGGGAUAAGCGCAAUGUUUUAAUCUAUAUGAAAUCAAAAAAGUUUAAGUUAAGAUUCUUAUUAUGGAUGAAACGUUUUUAUAUUAUUAUUAGACUAGUUGAUUCACUUUUAUCAUUAUUGUUGAUGAUAACUUUUGUAAUUGCGACCGACGUAACGUUUGAUUUUUACUUUUUUAUCUGAAUUUGAGCAACAAAACGAGUAAACGAGAAAUGUGUGCUAUCGAAGCAAGCGAAGAGAUAUUUUGUUACGAUUUAUAUACUGUACUAACGAUAAUUACAAUGAUACCUAAUCGUUCUGAGUUGUAGUAUUCAACAACUAGCGUACAUAUGACAGAAAAAGUUAGCGACGAAAUAAAAACAUGUUAAAGUUAGGCAACCGAUAGAGCAGCGAUAGCCGGCAACUUACACACAUGUAGCCUACAUGUAGUUAUUUAGUAAAUACUAGCAAAUAUUUAUCCGUAGAAGUCUUGUAUCCUUACAUAGGGAGUAAACUACACCCACACUACCAACCUGAUUGGUUGUGUAAAUGUUCAGUCAGUUGAGAUUAGAGUUGAAGGCCUUCCGAUUAACAAAUGUACAAACAUGUGCACCCACAUAAUUGUAUCUUAUUGUAUGAGACUUCUAGGAACAUUUACUGAGGUAUGAUGAAUUAAUACUUAUGAUAGCGUUUAAUCAAUAAUUAGGUACCCAAUUAAUAAUGAGAUAUCAUAUCCGCCCUAUCCGAAUUUGAGGUGACGAUGUGGGUCAGCUGGCAAACGAGACAAAAACCAGACAGAAGCCCAGAUGAUAUUGGCGACGUAACAGUCGACCGUUUAAUUCGUCCCCUAUUAUGAUUGUACUGUCUUAAUGAUUAUUCCAAAUAUUGUAACAAUUGUGGAAUCGCAAUUUUAAAGCGCGCGGUUCCGUUAGUUGAAUGUCCACACACGUAUUGCUUUUUUAGAGGAGUUAAUAUGCCAAAAAUGUAAAAAAAAAACGAAACGGAUAUACGUUCAAUGCGCCAAAAAGAUACACAAAUGAAAUACGAAAUUCCGAGCCCGUCAACUAACGGAACGCGUGACUACGGCCCGUCCCUUUAACCUGCAUGUUCAUGUUUCAUGUUAUUACAAGGAAAAUGUGUGAAGUUCAGAAAAUUUCUUGUAAUACUGCAAUUUUUUACGAUGUAUUGCCACGUUUUUGUUCGAUUCCUGAUUAGGUUCAUUAGAUUAUGUAUUCAGGAGUAAUAAUACGCAUAGUUGUAGCCGAGUACUAUUCAACUCAAGGAAAAAGGAAGAAAACACGCAGUUAAUCUCUUUGAUAGACUUUAAAUGAAUAUCAUGUAUUCAAUUUUUUAUUUAUUUUCAGGCGCUUGACGAGGUUGUGCCACAAACUUAUCCUCGUUGUAAGUGCUGUGUAUUUAUCUUUAUUUUCUUAGUGUUUUGAUUUCGUAACCGCGUUUAUGUUUAGUUUGCCGUCGACUAUUGUAUUAAUGUCUAAAGUGAAUUAAAUUAACAAUUGUUAUGUAUGAAUAUUACGAGAAAAAUACUAAUUAACUUCAUGUUAUAUGUUGUAUCUCUAUGAUAUUUUUAAUAAAAUUUAUUAACGAAA
Molecule: messenger RNA, 4421 nt
Organism: Dalotia coriaria
Lineage: Eukaryota; Metazoa; Arthropoda; Insecta; Coleoptera; Staphylinidae
Gene: BicD
Product: protein bicaudal D
Exons: 6
Coding region: 360-2651 (763 amino acids)
Molecular function (GO): cytoskeletal adaptor activity; dynein complex binding
Source: RefSeq, a predicted model, not a curated record